Molecule: messenger RNA, 7536 nt
Organism: Magallana angulata
Lineage: Eukaryota; Metazoa; Mollusca; Bivalvia; Ostreida; Ostreidae
Exons: 14
Coding region: 3154-4398 (414 amino acids)
Source: RefSeq, a predicted model, not a curated record
AUCUAACUAAAUGUAGGAGGAAUAACCCUUCACAGCUGUAAAUGUAUUCAUUAUAACGAAAUCAAAAAUAGUGAGAAAAAAAAGAUACAAGUAAUUAAAAACAUUUAUAUAAAAUGCAUUAUCCAUAACAAAAACAAAGUAAUGAUCAAGAUACAAAAUAAUGCAUGCAUUAUAAGUUUUAAGGGGCAUAGUCACGAUUUUGGUCAUAAAUUAUUUUUCCGAUUUGAGUAUUCACAGAGCUUAAGUAAGGCAUUUUUUCAGGCAACCAAAGUUUCAGUGUCAUUUGUUGAGUUAUAAGCGAGCUACAAAGCUUGCAAUUCUUUUGGUUUGUAAACAAAGCAUUUGUUAACAUUCUGAAUGUUGAAGUAAAAAUUCCAGUUUAAGAUCUUAAUGAAUGUGUUAAGCGCUAGAAACUUUUUGAUUAUCCUUAAAAUGAAUCAGGCGAUGAUAAAUCAGGUUGUUAAAGAUUAUUAAUUGGUAUAUUGAACCUAUGUCAACAGAAACAGGACACGAGCCUUGUUUACAUGACAAAGAAUUGCGAGCCCUGUAUCUGGAUCAUAUCUCUACGAAUGACUCUUAAAUUUCAUUUCAUUGUUAGAAAUGCAUUCCUAAAGCUUUGUAAAUAAUAAAAACAGAAACAUAGAAUUGGACAAAAAUCGUGACUAUGCCCCGUUAAUACGUGUAAUUAAUUAUGAUUGUGCAUAGAAUGUAACACAUUUCAUAUAACAUGUACGCAUCAAGUACUGGCAUAGGGUUAACAUAUUGCCUAUAACUUUAUCUGUAUAAUCUGAUGGUGAUUUUUAAUGUACAUAAUGUUAAAAAGCACAUUCAAUUUUCCAUUUCCCUAACUCUUGUACAAUUUUAGGAUCAAUGUUAUUGAUCCUCUUCACGUUUCGUCCCGAUCCUAAAUAUCGCUUAUAUUUAAAAAAAAGUAGUCGUGUAUUUUGUUUAUCCUGCAACAUAAUAUCACAUAUAACGCCUUUUUGACAAAUUUUGCUGCAUAUCUGCAGUUGAAACUAUGACGCCAUGGCGUAAAGAAGCAAAAAAAGAUGGGGAAUUGACCAAAUGUAGCUUUGAUUUAUUGGGUAACCUUUAUUCAGACAAUACAAGGGGUAGUUGCAGUAUAAAUUAAAAUACCAUCCACAUAUGCCAAAAUACGAAUGUCACAGCACCUCAACCAACUUUAAGAAAUCAAAGGAAACAAGGUUAUCACAAUUCUAUUUGUGGUAAGUACUAACAUAGUCAUAUCUAAAUUUAGGGGUCUGACAAAAAAUAUUUACUUAUCUAAAGUCAGUGAUCAGUCUUAACUUUCCAUUUUUUUAAUACAACCAAUAGGGGGCACACAAAUUGAGUUGUAAUUUAAAUUGGAUAUGUAGCCUUUACAAGAGAAUUCUUCCACUUUUUCAUCAACAAAAGUGUUUUGACUUUUAGACAAAAUGUGGUUAUCAAACUUUCUAACAUUAAGAAUUACAGUGAAAGGGAUUUGAUUACAAUUCUUUAUCCACAUUUAGAUAGAGUCAGACACAGACAACCUUGAUCAGGCAUUACAGACACCCUUGAUCAGACAUCAAUAUGCUUUAAUAAAGCAGACAUCUACAAUAUGUAAAAUGUGUGGAAAUAUCAAAUGAUUCUGAAUAUCAAAAUAAUAUACAGCAUGUAAUGUACACAUAUGACCUAUUGAAACAUGCGUAGUUUUAUAAGUUUAUAUAUGUUAUAAAGUAAAUAAAAACAAUUAUUUACUGUUGCACUAUGCAUUUAUAUCUGUGAUUAUACUAAUCCUGCGUCGAACUCAAUUGUGCAUCGAAUUGAGCGUUGGAAACACUAUUCUUCUGUCUAUAACAGUAAGAUCCAGCAAGAAAUUACUUCCGCCUCCACAUGCGCGAUAAUAAUCUGGUCGUCACGCGUGUCAUGUUCUCCGACCUCUAAUAUUUUGGCUUCAAACGUUGGCUGUCGAUAUUGUAGUGGCGUUCUCUAACAAGGCCAGAAAUUUUGGCCUUAAUCCCGAUGUGUUUUUCGGAAGUGUGGGAUACAAUCUGGCGAUGUCUGAAUUAAAUUGCCCCUGCACUAGUAAAGCAGAAUGCUCCUUUUCUAAAUGUUGAAUUUGUGCAACCUGAACGUGCCACAGAUCUAAUUAAGUCUCAUUACCUACCUCGAUCUGUUCAAUAGAUAUCAACUAUUUAAACGUUGUCUCAGCGUACCGUUCGCACCUUGGGAUAACAUUGGCGAAUGGUUGAUCGGCCGUUUGACACUCCUCGUCGUGCCGGAUAGCUUCAAAUCCGCUGGAAGUUUAACAACAAGUAAAUUCCGAUUGAAUAUCCUACCCGUCGGCACAGUAGUAAGGUACUUCGGAACCGAUCGACUCUCUUAUACCCCUCUGAGUACGUGGUACUAUUCCCUGGCCAAAUGGCAUAGAUCUAUAAUGGCGACUUCUAUUUAAACCCUGCAGUCAUGAUGACACUGAAGUUUCAACGGCGUUUUUAUUCAAAACCUCUUCCUUAGCAUCGUUUUUCUGGAUACUGUCUUUAAUUUCGAAUGUGCGAACCCUUUCAAAUAUUUAUCUGCUGGCCAAGUCUGUCUAGUUUUUUAUCAAUUUUUUCCUCCAUCCGGAGUUGAUAUAUUUCUUGCGGGUACGGGUUUACCCCCCCCCCCCCAACUAUGCUUCUUUUUGAAAAGUGCUUAAUGGUUUUGCGUGAUUGAAUUCACGUUUAAAACAAAGAUAGAAGUCAGAACCUGAAUAAGAAGAGAACAUGGAAUUAAGCAAACCAUUAAGAAAAACAAAAUCAAAAUAAGCAUGACUAAGAAAACAAAGUGACAUGCAAAUGUAAAUGUACUGAAGAAAAACGAAAUAAGCAUAACAAGAAUAAAAGCAAGAAAAGCAGACUUUUUGGCGGCGAUUCCUUUCCGUAAGAAACAUCCUCAAGUAGUGUAGAUUCGAGUUUGUUCAAAUGUUAAUUGCCGAGAUAGUGUGGGGCUACAAUGAGGUAUAUUCCUGUUUUUUUUUUAAAUCUUUAAAACUCUUUUUUCGUGUAUUGAAGUUUGUUCAAAUCAUGAUCUCCAGAGGUAAGAUUGGACUACAGUGAGGAGGGAGGGGACUGGAUUUAUAUUACAGUUAAAGCAUUUUUCAGGCAGUGUAAAUUUUGAUUUGUUCAAAUCAUGAUUUCCGGGAUUAAGAAAAAGAAGAAUAAAUUCAAACUAUUGAACGACAACGAGAUCACUUACUACGACAACCCUAAUCAAAACAAAUGUGUCAUAGAACUCAUUGAUAUAAAACCAGUCCCUAUACCCGACAAACCACUACGUAUAAAAGAAAAAGCGAAUCCAUUACUAAAGAUACACCUUCCAGAAGAAAGAAGAUAUGGCAAACUAAAAUUUCGAAGGGGAAACACACCAGUUGAAGUUAUUUAUACCAAAGACCAAGGCACGAUGAUGCCAGUGAUUUUUACGAAAGAGCAAGAUACACAGACGCAACACAAAAGCUCAGUAGAAAAGAAGACAUCUUUCAUUGUUUUGUGUUCAAAAGGAAUAAUUAUGGUUGCAGCUAUUGUGUUAAUAUCAUCAAGCGAGGAAAUUUCAAAGGCCAAGCCAUGUGAGCUAGAGAAGGCCCUCAAGUCAAUCAGUAUAAACUUUAAUUUUCCAUGUAAACACCACGCAAUUAAGGAAAAGACUACAAAUCUGCGUAUUUUGGGAAUAUUUCUGUUGAUUUUGAACUUCAUUUAUUUUAUUUUGAUCUUGAUUUCCCUGUUGCUGCCUCAAGUACGCAAACUGCUACACCCAAAAUCUUUGAUGCCUAAAAAAUUAAAAAGAGCAUUAUUUAUUCUUCUUGCUUGCAAUGCAAUCAUUUUUUCGAUCGCAAUGGUAGUUUACUACAACGAUAUUCGGAAAACCAAAGCAGAAAAAUCAGACAUAAACUUUGUUCAAUUAAAGGCAACAAUGUUCAAUUUGCUGGAGAAAACUUACACCUCAGACAACAUCAGCAGUAAUGAUGCACUAUCAAAAAGCUGGAACAAGUUCUUCAUUGAGUAUGAGUGUUGUGCUAUAAACCAAGUUCAAGGAACGACCAACGACUUUGACAGCACUCCAUGGUGUACAACAUCCGGUUCCUGUCAGGCAACUGCCUCACAGAUUCCAAAGACUUGCUGCAAUUAUGUGACAGAGGACGAUUAUGGAAGUGCACCGUCUAACUGUCAUUCCUCUGUCAGCUCUGGAACCUAUAAAUCUAACUGCAUGAACGUUAUCAAGCGUUUAAGUGUUACAAACAUCGAAGAAUACAAAAUCAGCCUGCUACAAGUUUCUCUACUCAUUAUAGGGACUUUGGAGAUAGCUGAAGCAAUCCUUGUGCUGGUUUUGACAACAGAGUUUGCUAUAUUUUUCAAAUUUAAAAUAUGUCUGAAGAUCUAGAGAAUAGAAAUAUCAACUAUGUCAAUAGAACUACAAGAAAGAGUAUUUUGUGGAAUGGAGAUUCGCCAAUUUGUUUGAAAAGAGAGAGAAUGAAAUCCAAAACGAUGUAAAUAGAUAAACAUUUUACUAUAACAUUCUUCAUAAUGUUUGGCGCAUGGGAAGUACGUUACUUAAGUUUCAAUAUUGCGUUAGAAAUCUUUUAUCACAUGAUGGUUUAUUAACCGCUUGCUGUUUACUUUAUUAGGUCUUUCCACCUUUUAGGCCUAAAACCUUUUGUAUUUCCUUUUAUUUCUAGAGAUAUUGAAACAAUUUGUUCUUUCUGUUAUUGACUAUUAAAAGUUAUGGUACCAUAUGACCCUUUGCUUAAUAACUCCCAGAACUUACAAAGUAUUGCCCUUGUGUACGAAAAACUUGUUAUCGCUACUCCUCUGAAACCAUGAGAGAUAGAGACUUGGAGCUUUUACCAAAGUCUUCAGUACACUUUGAGGGUUCUCCAGUCUAUUCUUACCAAAAGGAUCCGAUGCCCCAUCUACUAGUUAUUGCCCCCGAAAUUAUUCAAAUUUCCAUAAAAUUCCUUCCAACUUUUUAUUAUCUAUCAUAGGGACGUCAGACCAAUUAUUUAAUGAGUUUGUAGAUCUUUUUUGUUGAGCGGGGUAUAGAAAAACUUUUUCUUGGAUGUAGUAGAACUUCUUGAGACAUUUCAAAAUAUUACCCUUUAGCCCCUAUCUUGAAAAAAUUAUAGAGUUAUUGCCCCUAUUGUACAAAAUGCUUGUUAUCGCUAUUUCUCAUGAACCGACCGUUAGAGGUAGAGACAUGGAACUUUUACCACGCGGGCAUGUUAAGGCUUUCCAAUGCGAUAUGUAGAAAGUCACUUGUCUGUACCUCAUACGAUAUGACGUCAUAAUUAACUUUGACGUCACGAUCUGCAUUCCUGUCGAUAGUUCUCAGGGAAUGUAUCUUAACGUUAAAAGUGAAUUAUAUAAAACCAGUAUAAUACCGCAUGUUUCCUUUAUGUAGAUGCUGCAGUUAAUUCUAGACGUACAGAAUUCAUUCAUAUUAAAAACCAGUAUCAAAUAAUCGGCAGUUAUAAAGCUUCGUUUUAAGUAAAAGACUAUUUAUAAACCAGUGGUUUGGAGACUCUCCCUACUACGUGUAAACAACUGAAUGAAGAAAUUUUAAUGCAUGUAAAACCAGCUUGGCGCAGGUGAAAGAUCAACACAAUUUUAGAAUAUUUUACGUAAAAUUGGUAGAGAAUAUAAGUACCAAUGUGAAUUGUGCUUGGGAAACCUACGGAUUUACCCCAAUUUCUUGUAUAUCGCUUUUGAUUAGUAAAAAUGUGCAUUAUUUUGAUGAUUUUGUGGAAUGUUUCAACAAUAUCUUCUAUAAACGAAAUAUCUAUUUCUUUCCCAAGCAAGAACGUCAAAGUUUAUGACUUAACAAAGGAUUUUUCUUUAAAAUAUGUAUGAUUUAAUGUCAUUAAUCACCUGCGCCGAUGCGUUUUAACUACAUCAUUUGCAAUAUUAGGAUUCGCCUGUCACGUAAUUAUGAAGUACAUAUGACGUCACAAAAUUGCAUCAAAUAUAAUGUUUAACAUCGAUGUCAAUAAAUGUAACAUAGAUUUUAACAAAUACUCCCGGUCAAAGUAUUUUUGCGAUGAUUCAAAUAAUAUUGUUUCCAGCCGCAUUUUAGCAUCGGGACGCCUAAGCAAUGCUGCGCAAUGUCUUCAGUACACUUAGAGGGUUCUUCAUUCUGUCAUACCGUCAGGGCCCGAAACCCCCUUCUAGCAGUUAUUGCCCCUGAAGUUUCUUAAAUUUGUUAAAAACACCGUAAGUUUGUUAAAAACACCUACAUUAUUUGAAACUUACAUUGUAAGGCCAUUAAACCACUUUAAAUUGUAAUGUUGACCUUUACCUGUCAAUAUGAAAUAAAGGUCAAAAGUCAAGGUCAAAUAAAAAAAAAUACAUAUUUAAGUGUUUUAACUUAUUUUUUUAAAAAGUAACGCAAAGAAAAUGUUUUAUUAAUUAUACUCAAAGAAAACAUAAAGAAAUAAUGAGGUGGAAAGACCUUUAAUUGUUUGAGAACAAUUAGUCUGCUAGUAUUUAUUUUGUUUUUUAUAACGUCAUUUUUUGGAUUAUUUUUCAUCUUGAUAUCAUGCAUAAGUUAUAUGUACGUCUUGGAAGGAAAAGGAAAAUACGUUUAAAUUUUGCAUACUGUGAAUGAAUAUUUUAGAAUUUGACAUCACAUUUAUCCAUUUGUAUACCAUACGUUAAUACAUUUUUAUACAUUUUAGAACUUUCUUAUAACAGAAUCUGUGCAUAAAUUUUCGAAUUUAUCUCGAAAGCAAAUAUAAUGAAAAUAAAAUUCAAUUAUUUUUUUAUUUACUCGUUUUAUUCUAAAGUUAAAUUUAAAAAAAAGAUACGGUAGCGUUACAGAUCACGAAUUGUUUAUAUUUUUAAUCUAAAUACUGUAUAAUAUAUAUGUAGUAGUUUGUAAAGUACAUUGGGACAAUUGAUAUUAUUUUGCUUGGUUUCUGAGGUACAUAUGAAUGUCCAGUUUCAGUGAAAUAAGCAAAGGUACCCAUUUUAGCUUCAAAAGAGUCUUUGUUUUAAUUUAUUUGUCCUUAAUACUCUUUCAUUUAUUGAAAACAUUAACAUUGUAAUUUUAUUUGUAUUAAUAUGCUUUUGAUAUGGAACUUAUAUCCAGUUACCUGGUAUAAUGCACGUUUUAUCAGGAUUUCAGAAUUUUAACAAAGUAUCAGAUUUUUACCAGGCAAAUAAUUUUCCUAGUGUAUCAAAAUGCAAAAUGAGAUAUCUCUAUAAAUGCCAUUUACAAAAUGGUAAACAUAAAAGAAUCAUUUACAUGUUUUCAACAUAGAUGAAAUAUACUUUAGGUACUUUAAUAGUCCUGCUGUCUUUAUACUCCAUUGUAAGAUUCAGUUGAUGUUUUUUUAAAAAAGGCUUAGAUUACAGUUUGUAUAUUUUUUUGGAUGAUUUCUCUUAAUUUUGUUUAUUAUUUUGCGAGCACUUUUAACUAUACUGGUUUAAUAUACCUCAUCAUUUAAGGUGGUUUUCUAUACCAAUAAAGUGUAAUAACUUUUUUGAAUCAUUUAUUUGUUACCAAUUGUAGGCCAAGUAUUUU